Messenger RNA from Salarias fasciatus (jewelled blenny), 4311 nucleotides. It is a transcript of the gene slitrk3a, whose product is annotated as SLIT and NTRK-like family, member 3a. Bases 510 to 3224 code for a protein of 904 amino acids. NCBI's taxonomy places the organism in Eukaryota, Metazoa, Chordata, Actinopteri, Blenniiformes, Blenniidae. Gene Ontology annotation, molecular function: protein binding. The record is from RefSeq and is a predicted model, not a curated record. Gene Ontology annotation, biological process: positive regulation of synapse assembly; axonogenesis. Gene Ontology annotation, cellular component: GABA-ergic synapse; postsynaptic density membrane. The transcript has 3 exons.
UUGAGAGCUCGCCCGGGAGGCGGCUGAGAAGGAGAGGAGGAAAGCGGAGGAAGAAGUGAACGGGAACAAGUGGAGGACUUGCAUUUUAAGUAUACUGCUCAAAAAAAAAAAAAAAAAAAAAAAGCGAGAGACGAGAAGGAAAGAGAGAGAGUCACCGGAGAGUGAGAGUGGGAGAAAUUGCAUUCCCAUCACGUCUUCAUUUCUCCUCUCUUUUGCCUCAGACACUGAGAGAGAAGAAGAAGAGAGAGAGAGGCAAAGAGAACGAGGGAGGGGGAGAAAGAAAGAGCAAAAGAGAGAUCUAACAAGAUUCAAACUAGUGGUCCUUUUUUUCCAGAUGUUUUCCAAUUGCAGUGCGAAACUAAGCCCGGCAUCGGAUGGUGAGCGGGACGCACCGGGCACCAACAGGACACACCGCAGGAGGACAUGUGAAGUUGGAAUCCCACUAAACUAAUGCUGUGAAGUGGCUCUCUCCCUGGAGCCAAGACUUCAUCCCCUCGGUGUCAGCGAGGAUGCUGUGGGUUACCUUGCUGAGCACCAUAGCCUUAGGAUGGACCACCCCGAUCCCACUGCUGGAGGACUCCGAGGAGAUCGACGAGCCCUGCUUCGAGCCCUGCUACUGCGAGGUCAAAGAGGGCAUCUUCCACGUCCACUGUGACAGUAAAGGAUUUACAAAUGUCAGCCAGAUCUCCCAGAUAUGGAGCCGGCCCUUCAAGCUCAACCUACAGAGAAACUCCAUGCGGAAGCUUUACUUUAACAGCUUCCUCCAUCUUAACAACGCCAUAUCCAUUAAUCUGGGUAAUAAUGCCUUGCAAGAUAUCCAUGCUGGAGCAUUCAACGGCUUAGGAAUACUCAAACGACUGUUCCUACAUGAAAACAAACUGGAGGUUUUUCGCAAUGACACUUUCCUGGGUUUGGAAAGUCUAGAGUAUCUUCAGGCAGACUACAAUGUUAUCAAAAGGAUUGAAAGUGGUGCAUUCAGACACCUCCACAAGUUGAGAGUGCUCAUAUUAAAUGACAAUCUGAUUCCUGUGCUCCCAAAUUAUCUUUUUCGUUCUGUAUCACUCACACAUCUGGACUUAAGAGGAAACAGGCUAAAGACUCUGCCUUACAAAGGCACAUUGGAGUAUGUGGGGCGGAGCUUAAUGGAAAUCCAGCUGGAGGAGAACCCUUGGAACUGUGUUUGUGAGAUUGUCCAGCUAAAGACAUGGCUGGAGAGGAUACCCUAUACAGCCUUGGUAGGUGAGAUCACAUGUGAGUACCCGUUCCACUUACACGGGAAGGACUUGAGGGAAAUCAAACGCAGUGAGCUCUGUCCUCUGCUCUCUGAUGCAGAGAUUGAGGCCAAACUGGGAAUUCCCCGAGUUCCUUUCAGCAAUGAGAACACAUGGCCUACAAAACCUUCCUCUAUGCUCUCCUCCUUUCACAACACAGCCUCUUCUGUGGAAAACAAGGAAAAAGUUUUCAAACCUACAAAACGACCUCGGCCCACAAAGAAUCCCCCAACCCCACGUAGCAUCUACCCAGGUAUCAACCAGCCUCCCAUUGCUGGUUACCAAACAAGGCCUCCAAUUCCAAUCAUUUGUCCUGCUGGAUGUAUUUGCAAUCUUCACAUCAAUGACCUGGGACUAACAGUGAACUGUAAAGAGAAAAGCUUUCACAACAUUUCAGAGCUCCUGCCACGUCCCCUUAAUGCCAAGAAAUUGUACCUCAGUGGAAACCUAAUACAGAAAAUCUACCGUUCCGAUUUCUGGAACUUCUCCAGUUUGGAUUUAUUGCAUUUAGGCAACAAUAGGAUAUCAUAUGUCCAGGAGGGCGCCUUCAUCAAUCUACCAAACCUAAAAAGCUUAUAUUUAAAUGGGAAUGACAUUGAAAGACUUACACCUGGGAUGUUUCGGGGCCUUCAGAUGUUGAGUCACCUUUACUUUGAGUAUAAUGUUAUUCGUGAGAUACAACCUAACUCCUUUUCCCUAAUGCCAAAUCUCCAGCUGGUUUUUCUCAAUGACAACCUGUUGCGCUCCCUCCCCAGUGAUACUUUUGCUGGCACAAACCUUGCACGUCUCAGCCUCCGCAACAAUUAUUUCCUGUCCUUGCCUGUACCUGGCGUCUUGGAGCAUUUGACCUCCAUCGUCCAGAUUGAUCUUCAUCAGAACCCCUGGGACUGCUCAUGUGAUAUCAUCCCCUUCAAGCUAUGGCUGGAAAAGCUCUCCUCUGUCAUUGUGGUUGGAGAUGUGAUCUGCAAAACACCAGAGUUUGCGUCUGGGAAGGACCUACGUUCCCUUGAGGUUGAGGUCAUCUGUCCGGAGCUUAAAUACUCUUCAAACCCCUCUCCAGCCCUGCCUGGUGGGGAUGACCUCACCACAGGAAGCUCCGAUAUGGGAGAGGCAGGUGCAAGAGGGGCGGUUCCACUCUCAGUCCUCAUCCUCAGCCUACUCAUACUCUUUAUCUCGGCUGUGUUUGUGGCUGCUGGGCUUUUCGCCUUUGUUCUUCGUCGAAGAAAGAAGCUGCCUUUCCGGAAACGUUCUGAGGUGGAUCUGACAGGGAUUCAAAUGCAGUGCAGGAUUUUUGAGGAUCCACCCAGACAGAGCAGUGCUGGGAACAAUGGCACGCCAGAGAAACCAACAUCCAGUAUGCACACACACAGCCAUGCGAGUCACACACAUGCCCAUGGCCACGUUUAUGAUUACAUCCCCCACCCUGUGACUCAGAUGUGUAACAACCCCAUCUAUAAGCCCAGAGAGGGGGAGAUAGCAGAGGAGGAGCGCGCACAGUUUUCAGAGAAGAAAGACAAUGGCAGCAGUAGCAACAGUAACUACAGAACCUUGUUAGAGAAAGAGAGAGAGUGGACCCUGGCUGUCUCCAAUUCUCAACUCAACACCAUCGUUACAGUCAACCACACCACAGCUGACAUGUCAGGAUUUCAUGAGAAUGGAGGGCUUUGCCCGACAGUGAUUGACAGUCAGCGGCCCACACCGACCGUGGGAUUUGUAGACUGUUUGUAUGGGACAGCACCCAAACUAAAGGACAUGCAUGUGGCGCAUGCACAUCCACCUGGCAUGCAGUACCCAGAUUUGCAGCAAGAUGCACGACUGAAGGAGACAUUGCUUUUCACGGCGGGGAAAGGCUGCUACCCCGACCCGUCCCAAAGCGAUUACCUCGAGUUAAGGGCCAAACUUCAAACCAAGCCGGAUUACCUCGAAGUCUUGGAAAAAUCUUACCGAUUUUAACAGCUCUAGCCCAUGGAGAAAAACAAAAAACAAAAAACAAAAAAACGGAAAGUCAACAUAUUCACUUUGCCACCCUCAAAACAGAAACACCAAUACAAAAAAUUAACUUGAAAAAGCAGCAUGAUAUAAAAUAUUAUAUUACAGUCACAAUGUUUCCCCCCAAAUCACUUUGGAGGAGAGGCCAUUCUCAGAUAUUUCAAUUAAGUGCCUUUUUUUCAGAGUAGCCAGCAAUGUCAACAGUCGUUAUUUUUAUAUUAUAUAAAUAUCUCUAUAUGCCCAUGAGAGAGCAAAAGAGGAACAAGAGGGGCACUGGGGAAUAAAAGUCUACAAACCAUCCUACAUCUGUCACUAAAAUCCAUUUUUUUUGGAGUUACCUUGAAGACGCACGGGAGCUGGACGUCUCCCUGACUUGGGGUUUUUCUUUCUGUCUCUUUUACCCCUGACUAGGAUGUACAAACACCCAGAGGCUGUGCACAUGAAGUUUGUAGGAAACGAUCAAAACAGAGAAAAAAAAAAAAAUAUAUAUAUAUACAUAUAUUAAAAAUGAACUGCAGUUUGCUGCAUGCACUCGCUUCAGUGCAGGAAGUGAGAGGAUUUAUUCAGAACUAUCAUAUCACAUUAUGAACAGAGAUACUGCAACGCAUUUACAGUUCAGUGUUCUAUUUAAUUUUUAUAUCUUAUUAAUAUGGUUAUUAUUAUUAAUGAGGACUUCUGUCUACAUCAGGGUGCUUCUCAUAAAAAGGAUGCGCCGACGCACGGAUGGUAAAACAUUUGUGAAUAUUAUUAUAAGACAAUGCCGAAGGUUUUUCUGGAUAUUUCCACACACUUUGUUAAGACCCCACCACACCUCCAUUGCUUCUGGAUUCCCCAUCUCCACCCACUAACGGCUUUGUAGGAGGCACUUUUAAUGUUUUCUCUCUCACAAAGAUUUGAAGAAAAUGUGCAUAUAUUUAUUCUGUAAUUUCAGUGAAGAAUUUAAUUGUAAAGGUAAUGUUAAAUCAAUGUAUAGUGAUUAUGCGUCUGGUAUAGCCUUCUUAAUAAAAACAAACUCUUCAAUCAAAUGAUGAAAGGGUUGUUGCCACAGGAA